Molecule: messenger RNA, 743 nt
Organism: Tigriopus californicus
Lineage: Eukaryota; Metazoa; Arthropoda; Copepoda; Harpacticoida; Harpacticidae
Product: neo-calmodulin-like
Exons: 2
Coding region: 57-548 (163 amino acids)
Molecular function (GO): enzyme regulator activity; calcium ion binding
Source: RefSeq, a predicted model, not a curated record
AAGCCAAGGUCGCUCCGGUCGCCAAAUCACAUUGUGAAAGCUGUUUGUUGCUACACAUGCCGAUUGUAGUUAUUCCCAGGCCCAAAACCACUUUCUCUGUAAUGGCCAUGACACUCGACAAAGAGCAAGAAGAUGAGUUCAGAAAGGCAUUCGAUCUAUUUGACAACGAUGGCUCUGGGACGAUCUCGAGUCGAGAACUGAUUCAAGCCAUGCAAAAUCUCAACCUGAGGCCACGGGAGGAAGAGAUUCAAAACAUUGUUAGGAAAAUUGAUUCCGAUGGCGGCGGAAAUAUCGAUUUCCAAGAGUUUCUCGAUUUAAUGGCUGGGAAAAUGAGGGACAUGAAGAAAGAAGAGGAUUUGGUUCAGGCAUUUCGGGUCUUUGAUCGGGACCGAAAUGGUUACAUAACUGCAUCGGAAUUCAAAUACACCAUGAAUAAGUUGGGCCACAACAUCUCAACAACGGAAGCCAAACAGAUGAUUAAGGAUGCUGAUUCGAAUGGUGAUGGAUUGAUCAACUAUGAAGAGUUCUAUCAUAAAAUGAUGGACUGAAUCGGUCUUGAUCUUUUGAUGUACAGUCUGUUUUAAAUUUCGGAUCCACCCCAUUCUAUAGAGUGUCGCCAAAGAGGCGAGUUUUGCUUGUUCAACCAUCAAGUUCGAAAUGAGUUAUGUCACUUUGAUUGUUCUCUUAAUUAAUCUUAUCAAUGCGAGAAUGUGAAGGGCGACAACCAAAGCUCAACAACCCAA